Drosophila gunungcola (fruit fly) is the source of this 4557-nucleotide messenger RNA. RefSeq names its product ubiquitin conjugation factor E4 B (gene Ube4B). Lineage: Eukaryota; Metazoa; Arthropoda; Insecta; Diptera; Drosophilidae. Gene Ontology annotation, molecular function: ubiquitin-ubiquitin ligase activity. The record is from RefSeq and is a predicted model, not a curated record. The transcript is spliced from 9 exons. The coding region runs from base 482 to 4138 and encodes 1218 amino acids. Gene Ontology annotation, cellular component: cytoplasm; nucleus; ubiquitin ligase complex. Gene Ontology annotation, biological process: protein polyubiquitination.
CGCACAAGCGGGCAGUGUGACCGUCGGGGAAAAGGCCAAACUGAAACUCAGUUCGACGACGCGAAACCCAAAAAUUAAAAGCAAUUUUAUUGGACCUUGGUGCGGCAGUGUGCCACAUUUUCAGAGUCCGAAACGUCGCCAGUGACUCACUAGUUUCAAUAUCUGACUGCCAUCGGGCGCUCCAAAAUAUCUAGCCAGCUAGGGCCCCAUAGCCGUACCUAAAAUCGGAACAAAAGAGAAAUUUUUUGCGUGGUCACCAGUCGUGGUUUGUUCGGGAUUCACUAAACGCAAAUUCUGAGGCCAUGCAGUAAAAUGCAAUAGUUUAGAGCCGGAACAUAAACAAUUUGGUUCGCAGCAGGUGAAAGUCGGUCCGGAGAGUCAGGAGAAGAAGCGGCGGAAAAACUACGCCACAAACAAACAAAAACAGAGAGGAAAAACCAUUUCGUAGCAACUGCGCAUUGUUUCGCAACGGAUCCGCGAAAUGCCGGAAGAAGAGCCGCCACAGAAGCCCAUGGAGGAGGAGGAGGAUGAGGAGCAGGACCAGGAGCAGCAUCAGCAACCCCCGCAUCAGCAGGACAAUGUGCCAAGUCAACAGCAACAGCCGGUGGAGGACAAACCCGAGGAGCAGCCACAACAGCCGGCGGAGACGGUUGUGGUCGCCGAGUUAUCCGCCGAAGAGAUGCGUGCCCGUCGUCUUCGGACUUUGGCCGCCCGUAGUGGCAUCCAAGGUGCUUUGACGCCACUGACUCCCAGUCCUGAGAAGGCCUCACGCAAACAGACCAAUGUCUCUGGCGAGUCUCGACUGGUGCGCGAGGCCACGGCCAGCGACAAGGAGGUGUCCCUGCCUACGCCUACGCCCACGUCGACGCCCAAUCCAGCGCCCGCCUGGACUGAGUUGAGCGGCAAACCGGAUAUGGAUGUGGAGAUGAAGUCGGUGGCCUCGACACCAGUGCAAGACGUCGAAAUGACGCCAGUCCUCAGCCUGCCGGCAACGGAGGGCAUCAAACGGAGUGUGCUGCAGAGCUGCAAGAUCUCCGCUGGAAAUCAUGACCUGACCGUCGAGUCUGUGGGCAGCCCAACCAAGAGCGUGGAUGAGCAGAACGAGCACCUGCUCUCCCGCCUGUUGAAUGCCACCUGGAAUGAAUACGGCUGCGGUUCCAUCAUCUGUGCCCAGAGCGCCAGCUUCCUAGAGCAGCAGCCCAGCCGAAGAUUCGACUUUGAGUGCAUUGUGUCCAAUGUGCUGAUGGAGGCAGCGCUCAAGAUCUACAACGAUGAACUGAGCGAAGGAGAAGGCGGUCCCUCGCUGACGGACGACAAGGAGUUCUCCUCGGCCAAGAAAAUCAAGUCGGAUGACACGGAGGUGCAAGAGAUCCUGGCCAACGCGGUGGCCACGGGCGGUGCAGCAACCACCACUGAAGAAACGGCGGCCGGAGGAGCAGCUGGCCCCAUGGAGACGGCGAGUGCCGAGACUGGCGGUGUCUGCGUGGUGCCAUCGGUGCUUAGCAUCGUGACCACCACCAAGCACCAGGUGCUGCUCUACCUAAUCCGAUGCUACCAGAACUAUCAGACCGAGUGCUCCCGCAAGACGGCCCUCACGCAGCCAGCCCUGCAGCUGGCCUUCGAGCAGGUAAUGCGGAUGACCGUACUGGUGCUCACCGAUCGCAUACACCAGAAUCUCAACGGCCAUAUGGAUCAGUCGGCUCUCCUGGAGCUGAUGUACAUGGACAAGGUGAGCGAGUCCUUCAUCAUCGACCUGAUUGCCCAUACGCACCAGGAACGCGAUGCAUUCGACGCCAUUUUCAGCCAAGUGCUCCGUGGCCUCUUCGCCGGCAUGCAGCGCAACAUAUGCACUUCCAAGAUCAGUGUGCAGCAGAUCGAGUGGCUGGCCAAACUGGUGGUCAUCAAGGUGGGCAAUGUGCGACCCAUCGCCGAUCUCGUGUCCAGGCAGCCCAACUUUCUGCCGCCCAUCUGCACAAAGAUAUCCGGGCGGGAAAUAGUGAAGUGCAGCUUCCUGGGACCCUUCCUCUCUGUCUCGCUGUUCGCCGAGGAGAACGUCAAGUUUGCGGAAUUCAGCACCAAGAACAAACUUGAAGAUGCGGCCAGCUCGCGGUUGCGAUGGGAGCUCCACUCAAUGCGCACCCACAUGCACGUAGUUUUCCACUCGCUAUGCGUAAAUGCCAGCAGCCGUCCCAAGACGCUGGAGUACAUCUCAAAAAUCCUACGCCACAACGACCGCCGCGUGCAGUUUGCCAGCGACGAAAAACUGUUGGCCAGGGAUGGCUUUGUGAUCAAUCUGAUGAGCGUGCUGCAGCAGCUGUCGGUGAAGAUCAAGCUGGACCGCGUUGAGCCGAACUUCCACUACUACAAGAACUCCCUGGUCAACAUCGAACAGGACACGAAGAUUCGCUACAGCGAGGAGGAGUACCGACACUUCCUGGCCCGCGACUUCUCCCAGCCCGUGGAGAACCCCAACUUCCAGACGCAGUGCUGGUUCCUCACACUGCAGGCCCACCACUUGGGCUAUCUGCCCGCCAUCCAGCGCUACCGCCAGAAGGUGCGCGCCAUCAAGGAGCUGCAGAAGCUCAUCGACGAGCUGGACCGCACCAAGCCCCAUUGGGUCAACUCCCGCUACGCCAACCGUAAUAAUCAGUUCAAGGAGCGCUGGGAAAAGCAGCUCCGCAAGCUAAAUCGCUCGAAAACCUGCAGCGAGAUUACGCUGCUAGAUCCCGCCCUGCUCCAGCGCUGCACGGAGUUUUAUUCUACGGUCUGCGAGUUCAUGCUGUACCAGUUUGAGGGACGCCCGAUUGAGGGACCCUUCAUCUCCAAGCUGCCCGUGCAGCAGCUUAAGCCAACAGAUGCAUUUUCUGCACUGCCCGAGUGGUACAUCGACGACAUCGCCGAGUUCAUUCUGUUCACCAUGCAGCACGCCAACGUGGACAUACGUCAGGGCAUCGACCACUCGAUCAUCACCUGGCUGCUGACCUGCGUCUGCGCCUCGCACCUCAUCAAGAAUCCCUAUGUGACUGCCAAGCUAGUCGAGGUGAUGUUUGUGUUCUCUCUGAAGCCAGCCAACUCGGUCAACACAGCGAUGUGGAACCACGAGCUGGCCCAAAACGCCCUGGUCAGCGCCCUAAUGAGAUUCUAUGUGGACGUAGAGACAACGGGCCAAAGCACUGAGUUUUACGAUAAGUUUACCAUAAGAUACCAUAUUAGCCAUCUGUUCAAGUCCAUGUGGGAGAACCCCAUCCAUCGGCAGGCCGUAAUCUGUGAAUCGAGGGUGGGCAAUCAGUUUGUAAAGUUCGUCAAUAUGCUGAUGAACGACACCACUUUUUUGCUGGACGAGUGCUUGGAGAACCUAAAGCGCAUCCAUCUGACCCAGCAGCUGCUGUCGGACAAGGCGAACCUCAGCAAGAUGAGCGCGGAGCAGCAGCAGAGCCGACUCACCCAGCUGGCAACGGACGAGCGCCAGUGUCGCUCGUACUUAACUCUGGCCCGCGAGACAGUCGAUCUGUUUCACUAUCUGACGAGCGACAUUAAGGAACCGUUCAUGCGCGCCGAGCUGGUGGAUCGCCUCAGCUCCAUGCUGAACUUCAAUCUGAAGCAGCUGGCCGGGCCCAAGUGCAACGACCUGAAGGUCAAGAACCCGGCCAAGUACGGCUGGGAGCCACGCAGCCUGCUGGCUCAGAUCUUCGACAUAUAUCUGCACCUGGACUGUGAUAGAUUCGCCGAGGCCCUGGCCGCCGACGAGCGCUCCUUUGACGUGCAAAUCUGCAAUGAGGCAGCGUCGAGAAUCAAGCGUCUGGCCCUCCGAUCGGCGGUCGAGGUGGAGCGCUUCAAGGCGCUCACACAGCGAGCCCACGAAAUCUAUGUUACCAACCAACAGACUGAAGAUGAAUGCGCCGACGCGCCCGAUGAGUUCAAGGAUCCGCUGAUGGACACCCUCAUGUCGGACCCAGUGGUGCUUCCCUCCGGCACGGUGAUGGACCGGGCGAUAAUCACCCGGCAUCUGCUCAACAGCUGCACCGAUCCGUUCAACCGCCAGCCCCUCACCGAGGACAUGCUGGUGCCGAACAUCGAGUUGAAGCAGCGCAUCGACGCCUGGCGCAAGGAGCAACGCGGCAAGCGGAACAACAGCUAAGCCGCCCCCUUUAAGUUCCCAAACCGGCCACGCCCCCUCCCUCGUACCCCAUACAACUACGCCUAGGACUAGUUUAAUGUGCAGUUUUAGUGUCUACCUAUCUUCUACAUAUAAUUAUAAAUAUUCUUUGUGCAGGAUUUAGUUUAUUUGCGGCGUCCCAACUUUAGGGUGGACCGCAAGUAUCAAUAAUCAGUAAUCGCCGCUCCCCGAUAAGGAGUCCGGCUAAUUUAGAUGUUUGAAAAAUAUGGAAAAUUUCGCAAAUGUUUCCUUUGUUUUACUUUUCGGUCGCAAAAAAAAAAAACGACAGAAUAUCGAAUUGUUCGUUUACCCUAAUCGUUGUGUGGGUCUUUGGUGAUUUACAAAAAAUUUGAAUUUAUUUGCAAUUGGAUUCACAAAUAAAAAUAAUGAACAAAAAAAAA